Messenger RNA from Penicillium soppii, 1233 nucleotides. RefSeq names its product acyl-CoA desaturase. Gene Ontology annotation, cellular component: endoplasmic reticulum membrane. NCBI's taxonomy places the organism in Eukaryota, Fungi, Ascomycota, Eurotiomycetes, Eurotiales, Aspergillaceae. Gene Ontology annotation, molecular function: stearoyl-CoA 9-desaturase activity; heme binding; iron ion binding. The transcript is spliced from 2 exons. Gene Ontology annotation, biological process: unsaturated fatty acid biosynthetic process. The record is from RefSeq and is a predicted model, not a curated record. The coding region runs from base 1 to 1233 and encodes 410 amino acids.
AUGGAAUCAAUUCAAGAUCGCCCUUGCAAAUGUUCGCGGCUUGAUUGCCUGAAAUCCGAGCUUGAACACUACUGGCGACACAUUGAUUUGGUUCAUGUCUUGGUCUUGGUUAUCUCUCCCGUCUUCCUCUGCCUGGCCACGCAGUAUAUUCAUUUUCAACGGCAGACAGCUCUAUGGACAUUGUUUCUCUUCCCCGUUGGCAACCUUGCCAUAACAGCAGGCUAUCACCGACUCUGGGCCCAUAAAACUUAUCACGCGAGUUUGCCGCUGCGAUACUUCCUUGCCAUCGUCGGGGCAGGAAUGUUUCAAUGGUCUAUCCUAUGGUGGUGUACUCAUCACAGGAGCCACCACCGCUACACGGAUACUAACAGAGACCCGUACAACGCCCGGAGAGGGUUUUUUUAUUCCCACAUGGGCUGGCUUCUCUUCCCUACACCCGAAAAAUGGGGAGCAGUUGACGUGUCGGAUUUGAAAAAAGACACGGUUGUGGUAUGGCAGGACAAGUAUUAUGUCCCGCUCGCUAGAAUGGUAUCCAUGUUGUUCCCUAGUAUGGUUGCCCAUGUUGGCUGGAAUGAUUGGCAAGGGGGUCUCCUCUACGCCGGUGCGAUCCGAGUUUACCUCGGCUUGCACUUUACUUUUCUAGUCAACUCACUGGCCCACUGGAUGGGAGACCAGCCCUAUGGGGACAAAUUUACUCCACGCCAAAACCUGCUGGUGGCCAUUAUCACGUGUGGCGAAGGGUACCACAACUUCCAUCAUGUCUUUCCCUCCGACUACCGAAAUGGUGUUCACUGGUAUGAUCUGGACCCGACCAAGUGGUUCAUCUGGUCGUGUGAACAACUUCGGCUGGCAUCUCAACUCUCCCGUAUUCCUGAUCGGGAGAUAGAAUAUGCGAGGAAUCUUAUGUUGAGGAUGAGCUGCGCUGGGCCUGAUACCUAUACCAUCCCGCUCGACAGUCCUACAAUGACCUGGGAAGAAUUUGAGAGGCAAGCCAAAGCGGGUCGGUGCUUAGUAUGUAUUGCUGGGUUUGUAUAUGAUUUAAUAGACUUCAUGCACGAUCAUCCAGGAGGGCCCAAACUAAUUCAACAGGUGGUUGGGAAGGAGGCGACGUCUGUAUUUUAUGAGGAAUUUCAUCAUUCACCUCAUGCCACCAAUCUCCUGGCAAGCAUGCGAAUAGCCACGAUUCAUAUAGGGAGAAGCCGGAAUAAAACUUACAGGAUGACGAACACAUGA